This is a messenger RNA of Saccharomycopsis crataegensis, 2778 nucleotides long. It is a transcript of the gene MCM4, whose product is annotated as MCM DNA helicase complex subunit MCM4. The transcript has a single exon. Bases 1 to 2778 code for a protein of 925 amino acids. Gene Ontology annotation, molecular function: single-stranded DNA helicase activity; ATP binding; single-stranded DNA binding. Gene Ontology annotation, biological process: mitotic DNA replication initiation; DNA replication; double-strand break repair via break-induced replication. Gene Ontology annotation, cellular component: MCM complex; nucleus. The record is from RefSeq and is a predicted model, not a curated record. NCBI's taxonomy places the organism in Eukaryota, Fungi, Ascomycota, Saccharomycetes, Ascoideales, Saccharomycopsidaceae.
AUGUCCAGCAAUAACAAUAACAACCGGAGCAGUCAAUCCCAAUCCCAAUCGAUAAAUAACGGUGGAUCGUCACCUUUAUUUUUCCCAUCCUCUUCCAAUCCUCCAUCAGAUAUUGGCACCCCUGCUGCUGCUCCUCCUGCUCCAAGGAGUCAUGUUUCCAGCAGUCAUGGGGGAUCUUCUCCAUUACAUUAUUCGUCAUCGCUUUAUAAUUCCGACACCAGAGGAGGGAAUGGUGGAGGAAUUACCUCUGAUGUGAGAUCUGAUUUGACUUCGGAUGCCGCGAGAGAAAGAUUCCGUCGUAACAAUUAUCAACGUGGUGAUUUGAAUUCUCCAGAUUCCAGUUUACCAAGAAGAAGAUACUUUGCCGAUAGUCCAUUGAAUUCCCGAAACACGAUUUCUUCCAAUGGGUUGAACUCUGAUAUGACGGAAACCGGGAACGAUGAGCCAGUGAGAGUGAUUUGGGGAACUAAUGUCAGCAUCCAAGAAUGUUCGAACAAUUUUAGAAAUUUCAUCAUGUUGUUCAAGUAUAAAUAUAGAAAGACUUUCGAUGAAGAUGAAGAGAGCACUGCCGAGGAAGAUAAUGAAUUAUAUUACAUCAACAUGCUUAACGAGAUGAGAAAUGUCGGGACGACUAAUUUGAACUUGGACGCUAGGAAUUUGCUCAGUUAUAAUCCUACGAAAAAAUUGUAUUAUCAAUUACAAAACUACCCACAAGAAGUCAUUCCAAUCAUGGAUCAAACCAUUAAGGACUGUAUGAUUGCCUUGGCGACGGAAAAUAACCAAAAUUUUAACGUGGAAGACAUUGAAACCAAUAUUUACAAAAUUAGACCGUUCAACAUCCAAACCCAAAGAGGGAUGAGAGAAUUGAAUCCAAAUGAUAUUGAUAAAUUGAUCAGUGUCAAAGGAUUGGUAUUAAGAUCUACUUCGAUCAUCCCUGAUAUGAAGGUUUCCUUUUUCAAGUGUAAUAUUUGUGAUCACACUACUUCGGUGGAAAUCGAUAGAGGGGUGAUUCAAGAACCAUCGAAAUGUCCAAGAUGUAACACCAGAAACUCGAUGACAAUCGUUCAUAACAGAUCGUCGUUUUCUGAUAAACAAGUGAUCAAACUUCAAGAAACCCCUGAUUUGGUGCCGGAUGGGCAAACUCCCCAUUCGGUGUCGUUAUGUGUUUACGAUGAAUUGGUGGAUUCGUGCCGGGCUGGUGAUCGGGUAGAAGUAUGUGGGAUCUUUAGAUCGAUCCCGGUGAGGAUGAAUGCCCGACAACGCGCCAUGAAGAGUCUAUUCAAGACGUAUGUUGAUGUAGUGCAUGUGAGGAAGAUCGAUAAGCGAAGAUUAGGGGUCGAUGUUUCUACUUUGGAUCAUGAUGCGCAAGACGCGAUCAUUGGGGAUGCUGCAGAAAGCGGGGGCGCUGCCACCACCACCACUGCCGAACAGGCAGUGAAUGAACACCUCCAGAAUAACGUUGAAGAAGUGCGGAAAAUCACUGAACAAGAAAUUGAGCAAAUUAGAACCACUGCUGCUAGAUUCGACGUCUAUGAAUUGCUUGCCAGGUCCAUUGCUCCAAGUGUGUACGAAUUAGACGAUAUUAAAAAAGGGAUUUUACUACAGUUGUUUGGUGGAACCAACAAAUCGUUCAAUAAAGGUGGAAGAUAUAGAGGAGAUAUCAAUAUUUUGCUUUGUGGGGAUCCUUCGACUUCGAAAUCGCAAAUCUUGAAAUACGUCCACAAGAUUGCCCCUCGAGGGAUUUAUACGUCUGGUAAAGGGUCGUCUGCUGUGGGUUUAACCGCGUACGUCACCAGAGACGUCGAUACAAAACAAUUAGUGUUGGAAUCCGGGGCAUUGGUGUUAUCCGAUGGCGGGGUCUGUUGUAUUGAUGAAUUCGAUAAGAUGAGUGAAUCCACCAGAUCGGUGUUGCACGAAGUUAUGGAACAACAAACGAUUUCCAUUGCUAAAGCCGGGAUCAUCACCACUUUGAAUGCCAGAACCUCGAUCUUGGCAUCGGCUAACCCUAUUGGAUCACGGUAUAAUCCUGAUUUACCAGUGACUUCGAACAUUGAUUUACCACCACCGUUGCUUUCAAGAUUCGAUUUGGUGUAUUUGGUAUUGGAUAAAGUAGAUGCGGUUACCGAUAGACUGUUGGCGUCGCAUAUCGCCAACAUGUAUUUGGAAGAUGAAGUGAGCCAUGUUUCUAGUAGUGAGAUUCUCCCAGUGGAAUUCUUGACAUUAUAUAUCCAAUACGCCAAGGAACAUAUCAAACCGCAAAUCACCGAGGACGCUAAGAAUGAAUUGGUCAAAGCGUACGUGGGGAUGAGAAAGUUGGGUGAGGAUGUUCGCAGCUCUGAACGUCGGAUUACCGCGACCACCAGACAAUUGGAAUCGAUGAUCCGUCUUUCGGAAGGUCAUGCCAAGAUGAGAUUGAGUAGACAAGUCGAAUUACAAGAUGUUCAAGAAGCGGUCAGAUUGAUCAAAUCAGCGAUUAAAGAUUAUGCCACCGAUCCAGUGACGGGGAAAAUCGAUAUGGAUUUGGUGCAAACUGGACAAUCAGCAGCUCAAAGAAUAAUGAAGGAUGAUUUGAUGAACGAAGUGGUUUCCAUAGUUCAAUCACAUAAUAAUAUCAUGAGUUAUAACGAUUUGAUCAGAAGAAUUAAUGACCAGUCGCAAAUCAGGGUGGAAAAUAUCGAAUUAAGUGAUGUGUUGAAUCUUUUGCAACAAGAAAAUCGGGUGGUGAUCACUGGUGAAGGGUCGAGAAGAAGUAUUAGAUAUAUUGGAUCGUCUAUUUGA